This is a messenger RNA of Athene cunicularia (burrowing owl), 7140 nucleotides long. It is a transcript of the gene PCSK5, whose product is annotated as proprotein convertase subtilisin/kexin type 5. The coding region runs from base 506 to 6100 and encodes 1864 amino acids. The transcript is spliced from 37 exons. The record is from RefSeq and is a predicted model, not a curated record. Gene Ontology annotation, molecular function: serine-type endopeptidase activity. Gene Ontology annotation, cellular component: trans-Golgi network; Golgi membrane. Gene Ontology annotation, biological process: peptide hormone processing. NCBI's taxonomy places the organism in Eukaryota, Metazoa, Chordata, Aves, Strigiformes, Strigidae.
CAGCUGCUAACACUCACACACCGCCUGCCGCCGCCGCCGCGCUGCUCCGGGACUCCGGGCAGGAGGAAGAGAGGGAAAGCGAGGAAAAGCCAGACGCGGGAGAGGAGGCAGAAGAUUGCUGGCAGGGAGAAGGAAGUCAGAGAGGAGGGAAGCGCGGAAAGAGGGAGAAGAAGCCCUCCUCCCCGUGGAGAGACGACUUCCCAUGCAGCUGGGGACAGAGCGAGAAGCUGGAGCUCAGAAACUGUGAGAGAAGCUUUCCAAGCAAGUUACUUAAUCCCCGAAGAGCGGCGGGAGGAGGGGACAACAGUAAUCACCGAUCAUAGCCAUUAUUCCCAACCCCUCAUCAUUUAACACCCGGGCGGUUCAAUGCACUACUCCAAGCUCUUCCUAGUUUCCUCCUCGGGGUAACUUUGGAGGACGCGCCGCCGGUGCCGCCCGGAGGUGAGGAGAAGAACCUCGAAAGAAGGAAAAAGAAGUUUUGUGGGGGUUGUGUGCGGAGGAGAAGAUGGGGUGGAAGCGCCGCUGCUGCUGGGGAGGCGGAGGCGGCGGGGACCUUCUCUGUCGGCUCACCCUGGUGCUGGGGUUCCUGCUGCCCGCCUGCAGGACGCGCCUGUACACCAACCACUGGGCUGUGCGGAUAGCUGGGGGGCUCCCGGAGGCCAACAGGAUAGCUAGCAAGUACGGAUACGUCAAUAUAGGACAGAUUGGUACACUGAAGGAUUACUACCACUUCUACCAUAGCAAAACAAUUAAAAGGUCAGUUCUCUCAAGUAGAGGUACCCACAGCUUCAUUUCAAUGGAACCAAAGGUGGAGUGGAUACAACAGCAGGUGGUUAAAAGAAGGAUAAAGAGGGAUUAUAAGCCUGGUGGUACCCAAUCCACUUAUUUCAAUGAUCCCAAGUGGCCAAGCAUGUGGUACAUGCACUGCAGUGAUAACACCCACCAUUGCCAAUCAGAUAUGAAUAUAGUAGGUGCUUGGAAGAGAGGUUACACUGGAAAGAAUGUUGUGGUCACCAUCCUGGAUGAUGGCAUCGAAAGAAACCACCCAGACUUGAUGCAGAAUUAUGAUUCACAGGCCAGUUUUGAUGUCAAUGGAAAUGAUUUUGACCCUAUGCCUCGAUAUGAUGCCAGCAACGAGAACAAGCAUGGAACCCGUUGUGCUGGAGAAGUGGCAGCCACGGCAAACAACUCACACUGCACAGUAGGAAUCGCCUUUAAUGCAAAGAUUGGAGGUGUACGGAUGCUGGAUGGAGAUGUGACAGACAUGGUAGAAGCAAAGUCUCUAAGCCUUAAUCCUCAGCACAUCCACAUCUACAGUGCCAGCUGGGGGCCUGAUGACGACGGUAAGACUGUGGAUGGACCUGCUUCUCUAGCACGUCAGGCCUUUGAGAACGGCAUCAGAAUGGGACGGAGAGGCUUAGGUUCAGUCUUUGUUUGGGCAUCUGGAAAUGGUGGAAGAAGUCGAGACCACUGCUCCUGUGAUGGCUACACCAAUAGCAUCUAUACUAUCUCCAUAAGCAGCACAGCUGAAAGUGGGAAGAAGCCAUGGUAUCUGGAAGAAUGUGCAUCCACACUAGCUACAACAUACAGCAGUGGGGAAUCCUACGACAGGAAAAUAAUCACCACAGACCUGAGGCAGCGUUGCACAGACAGCCAUACUGGAACCUCAGCCUCUGCACCAAUGGCUGCAGGCAUCAUUGCACUGGCACUGGAAGCAAAUCCAUUUCUGACCUGGAGAGACAUACAGCAUAUUAUUGUCAGGACUUCACGUGCAGGACAUCUGAAUGCUAACGACUGGAAAACCAAUGCAGCUGGUUAUAAGGUGAGCCACCUCUAUGGUUUUGGACUGAUGGAUGCUGAAGCAAUGGUGAUAGAAGCAGAAAAGUGGACAACGGUCCCUCCACAGCAUGUGUGUGUGGAGAACACGGAUCGGCAAAUCAAAACAAUACGACCUGACAGCAUUGUCCGUUCAAUUUACAAAGCCACUGGCUGUUCUGAUAAUCCUAACCACCACGUGAUCUACUUGGAGCAUGUCAUUGUACGCAUCACUAUUACUCACCCUCGACGUGGAGACUUGGCAAUUUACCUAACUUCUCCUUCUGGAACUAGGUCACAGCUCUUGGCCAACAGGCUAUUCGACCAUUCCAUGGAAGGAUUCAAAAACUGGGAGUUUAUGACUACUCACUGCUGGAGUGAAAAAGCAGCAGGUGACUGGAUUUUGGAAAUCUGUGACACUCCAUCUCAGCUGAGAAAUUUCAAGACUCCAGGCAAACUGAAAGAGUGGUCCUUAGUACUAUAUGGAACAUCCAUUCAGCCCUACUCACCAAGAAAUGAUUUUCCAAAAGUGGAAAGAGUGCGCUCUAGUCCAGUUGAAGACCCUACAGAAGAUUAUGGAACAGAUGACUAUUCAGGUCCCUGCAAUGCAGAAUGUAGUAAAGUAGGGUGUGAUGGACCAGGACCAGAUCACUGUACUGACUGUCUGCACUACUACUACAAAUCUAAGAACAACACACGGAUCUGUGUUUCGACCUGCCCACCUGGUCACUACAAUGCAGACAAGAAACGCUGUAAAAAAUGCUCACCCAAUUGUGAAACCUGUGUUGGAGGCCAUAGUGACCAGUGCAUGACCUGUAAAUCUGGCUACUACCUGAAUGAAGUAACCAAUAGCUGUAUUACCAACUGCCCUGAUGGGUUUUACCUGGAUAAGAAUAAGAUUAUUUGCCGAAAAUGUAGUGAAAACUGUAAGACAUGUGUUGAAUUCCAAAUCUGCACAGAAUGCAAACAUGGCCUAAGUUUGCAUGGCACUAGAUGUGCUAUCCGCUGUGAAGAAGGAAAAUACCAUAAUGGUAGAGAAUGUGAACCAUGUCACCAUUCCUGUGCAACAUGUGCAGGUGCUGGAGUAGAUGCCUGUAUAAACUGCACACAGGGUUAUUUUAUGGAAGAUGGAAGAUGUGUGCAGUCCUGCAGUAGUGGAUAUUACCUUGAUCACUCUACUGAAAGUGGAUACAAAAGCUGCAGAAGAUGUGAUGCCAGCUGUUUGGAUUGUAGUGGCCAAGGAGACAGAAAUUGUACGAGCUGUCCAAGUGGCUAUAACCUAGACACUGGUGUCUGCGUAGUAGGAACAGUCUGCAAGGAUGGGGAAUAUCUUGAUGAUUCCCAAGAAUGUCGGUUGUGUGAAGCAUCCUGUCAGAAGUGCAUUGGACCUGAGCCAGACAAUUGCAUCAGCUGCCCACUCACAAGAGUCUUUGACGAUGGUUACUGUGUUAUGCAAUGCCCCAGAGGAAAGUUUGAAUUCAAAGAACAGUGUCAUUUGUGCCAUCAUACCUGCCUGGAGUGCAGUGGAAGUGAACCUAACAAAUGCUCCACUUGUGGAACAGAUAGAAGAGGGAUCGAACGUUUCCUGUAUCAUGGGGAGUGCAGAGAGAGCUGUCCUCCAGGUCACUACCAUUCAGAGCAUACCUGCAUGGCUUGCUCUGGCCACUGUGAGGUGUGCCUUAACUCCAGCCACUGCAAAAAAUGUUCUAGAGGCUACUACCUUACCCAAAACAUAUGUCAGAAGCACAGUUGUAGAGAAGGUGAAGUGGAAGAUCCUGAUUCUGAAGACUGCAUACCAUGUUCAGAUGGAUGCCAGAACUGUAAACUAGAUGACCCACGAAUCUGUAUAACAUGCAUUCCGAACUAUUACAUGUAUGAACAGCAUUGCUAUAAAUACUGCCCAGAAAAUACCUACAGAGAUGAAAGUUCUCUGCAGUGUAGAGAGUGUCCUAGCAAUUGUGAUAGCUGUGACAAUGACAAGUGUGACUCAUGUAAGGAAGGCUUUUAUCUCUCAGGCGGCACAUGUGUGAGUGAAUGUGGAGAUGGUUUCUUCACUGAUGACAUCUCUAGAGAAUGCGAACCUUGCCACAGGAGCUGUGCAACAUGUGUUGGUUACAGCUACGAGAACUGUACUGGGUGCAAAAACAGUUUCCAAUUAUUACGCGGGCAGUGUCUGAAUCCAAGAAAUUCUCUGCCCAAUGGGAAGUUCUGGAGUGAUGCAAAAAAAAAAUUGCAGUCCUGUGAUCCUUCAUGUAAGACCUGUGAGAAAUCUGCCGACAUAUGUACUUCAUGUCCAGAAGGAAAGUUUCUUAUCGAUGAUAUCUGUGUUUCUCUGUGCCCUCAAAAAACUUUUGGAAACAUUGCAAGUGGAAAGUGCGAGAUGUGCAUGGAUGGCUGUGAGGUGUGCUCCGACCACUGGCACUGUCAGAAGUGUCAGGCUGAACAGGACCAGCCGCUCUUUCUCCACAAAGGCAGAUGUUUACAGGAAUGCCCUGAGGGAUAUUUUAAUGAUUCUGAGACUUGCAAGGAAUGCAGUGGAUCCUGUAAGACAUGCAUUGGAAGUGCAACCAAAUGCCUGUCCUGUAAAAGUCCUUUACUUCUGGAGCAGUGGAAAUGUAAACCUACCUGUUCAGAGAAGCACUUUCCCUCUGAAGGAAUCUGCAAACGCUGCCUUGAAAUGUGUCAAGAGUGCAUUCACAAUCAAACAUGCAAAGAGUGCAUGGAUGACUUCUUCCUGCACGAGGGGAAGUGUGUGCAGGAGUGCCCUUCUCACUUCUACGCCGAAGACAAGCACUGCUUUCCCUGCCAUGCAGACUGCAAAGACUGUGACGGGCCGGACUCAGAUGAUUGCACUCAGUGCGCUAUUGACUUCUUUGUCCUCUACAGUGGCAUGUGUUUUGAAGAGUGCCCUGAAGGGACUUACUAUGAAGAAGCCACAGACGACUGUCAAGCAUGCAACAGGACAUGCCAGACUUGUUCUUCUUCCACUGCCUGCCUUACUUGCAGAAAUGGCCUGAUGUUGAACCAUGACGGGCACUGUGUAGCAUCUGGCUACUGUUCUAGCACUGAGUACUACAUUGAGAAAAAUCAGGCCUGCAAGCCUUGUCAUAAGAAAUGCUUCCACUGCUCAGGACCCACUGAACACCAGUGUCUUAGCUGUGCAAAUAACCACUAUCUUCUCAAUACAACCUGUGUUGAAACAUGCCCAGAUGGGUAUUAUGUUGACAGCAAUGAGGGACAAUGUUCCCCAUGCCACACUGCCUGUGUCACUUGCACUGGAAAACACAGCUCACAGUGCCUUUCCUGCAAACCAGGCUGGUACAGACAAGGAAAAGGAUGCAUAAACCAGUGUCCAGCAGGGUAUUUUGCACAAAACUCCACUGGAUCAUGUGAGAGAUGCCACAAGGGUUGUAAGGAGUGUACAGGGCCUCAACGCACAGACUGCCUUUUCUGUGAUACAUAUUUCUAUCUGUUGCGCUCCAAGAACGAAUGUGUUAGCUCUUGUCCUGAGUACUACUACGAAAGCAAGGACAACAACAUCUGUGAAAGAUGCCACCCUUCUUGCCGAACUUGUGAAGGGAAGGGGGCAUUCAGCUGCACAUCUUGUGUAUGGAGCUACAGUUUAUUGGGUGGAAUGUGCAACUCAGACUGUUUUGUAGGUGAAUACAAAGUCCAGGAGACACCAGGACAAGAGGAGGAUGAGCCCAGGUGUGAGAGAUGUGACAGCUCAUGCACUGAGUGCAAGGGGCCUGGGCCUCUCAACUGCACUGUCUGCCCAGCCAGCAUGCAGCUGUACCUGGAUGACAGCCGCUGCCUGCCCUGCUGCAGUGACCCUGACCUGGCAGGCACCCCAGAGUGCUGUGACUGCAGUGAAACACAAGAUGACUGUGUAUUACGGACCACUUUACCAGCUAAGAGCAAAAGCAAAACUACUUUCUUUGUUAUUACGUGUGUUUUGCUUCUCCUUGUCAUUGGAGCUAUUGUAUUCAUAUGGAGAAAAUCACGAGCCAAAACCCAGCCUGUCAACAAAGGUGGGUAUGAGAAGCUGACAAAUCACUCCAAAGCCUUUCCUUCAUAUGUGAGCAACUACCACGAGAGUCUCGGCUACCAGGAAGAUCAAGUGAUUGAGUAUAGAGAUCGAGAUAAUGAAGAUGAUGACGAAGAAGAUGACAUUGUAUAUAUGGGCCAGGACGGCACAGUCUAUCGCAAAUUUAAAUAUGGACUUUUGGAGGAUGACGAGGAAGAUGAGCUGGAAUAUGAUGAUGAAAGUUACUCAUUUAGAUAACUCUUUACUAAUUUAUUAAUUUCCUGCUCUGUUGCUUUUCCUAUUAAAGUACAGCAAUUUAGUUAAGAAUAUUUAGUUACUUCUUAGCAUGCUGAGCUCAAGAUUUUAGCUAACAGUUAUUCUAAGAGCAGAAUAGUUUCUAAAACUUUUUUUCCUAAAGCUUUACAUAAAUCCUUGCUAGGCUUUUAAGUAGCACUGCAGAUGUAGGCUGGUUAAGAGAUUAUGUUUCUGUGUUUUUGUGUGGAGAGUAAAUCCUUUCCCAAUAUGUAUUUGUGUGCAUUACAACUAACUCUGCUUCAAACCAUGCACACACGCUUAUUGAGAACCUUGCCAAUCACUACUAGAAAUGUGCAGAUGAUGUGUAUUUAUCUACCUGAUGAAUGCCACUGGGAAAGGGUGCCAGUAGUUUACUACUUUGUGAUUACAGUUAUUCAGCAAUUCAUAAUAGAAUUAGGCAAGUUUGCUGACUUUACCCAGACUUCUUUGUUGGUAUCAUCUGGUGCAUCCAUGUUCCUUGAAGUCUGCACUGUCCUCCUUGUAAUCUUGUAGCAUACUUCCCAGUGAAAUUUUGCAUCUAUGACAUGACAUUUUAAGAUUUCUGAUUGUGACUCUACUAUAGGUUAACUACAUUGUAUUCACAGUUUGUAUGAAAUAUGACUAAAAUAUUUUGUGUAUCAACCUCUGAUUAAUCUUUACUGUGGUGUUUGUCAAAUAAUCUUUCAUUAUACACACACACUUCUGGGUUUACUGCAAAGGGAAAUAUGGUCUAUAAGCACUACUACCAAAAAAAGGACUCCUUUUGUCCUUUCAACUACCUUCUCAGUGAUUUAAAAACAGAACAUUUAUUCAAGCAGCUUUUCCAUCUCUGUUGUAAAUGGCUCGGGAUGUUCAGUCAAUGGCAAAGAGAAUAAUUAUCACUUAUUUGUUAAUGUAACUUAAAGGAACACAGCAAUGUGAUUUUUUAUGAUUAUUACAGAAAUAUAAUUUAUCAUACUAAAGAAAAGGAUACUCUUUAUGGCACUUCGUUGUGAAAGAAUAAA